CGCGGAUGCCUGCGUGCUUGAACGUUGUUAUACGUUUAUAACAACAUGAUAACAUGAUAUUAUUAGACGAAUGUAUUCUUCUGAAUACCGAACGAUGUGGUUACAACCAUCCGCCAUUGUGCUGAUGAUGGUGCUGCAGACCUGCGUGGCGGGAAGAUUUGAGAGAUUGGAGCGUCGAUUGGAACUGAAACUGAAAUCCUUUCAGGCCUCCGUCGAGGUGAGAUUGGACGCAACUGAAGGAUAUUUUGAUACACUAGCUGAUAGAGUUUCAAAGCUAGAAUCAAUUGUUAAUAAGUCCGAUACCGAUAUCGGGUUGACUAGAAGUAACGGUUCAAGGAACGAGCCUUCUAUAGAAUAUACUAAACCUGAAUUAAACGAGAUUCAAAACACGCUCGCUAUGUACAAAACAUCAUUUAUAAAACAAAAAAAAGAAAUGAACGAUGUGAAGUUUGAUAUAUUCACGUUUUUUGGCAAUCUCAGCUCUGAUGUUAAAACUAAGUUGGCCCUGCACGUUGUAGGGCAAAUAGAAGACAACAAUAAAACAUUGAUGGCUCUAAAUACUCAAGUCCGAGAUCAUAUCGCCAACGAAACAGAAAGUCUAGAAGUUUUUAAAACUAGUAUACUUCAAGACGUGAAUGAGACACGGGCACGUGUCCAAAACGAAACAACUGAACUUGAAAAGAAGGUUGAAAAGCUAAUAGGCAAAGCAAAUGAAGUUGUUGGGAUCAUCGAUGAGCAGAGAUCUACAAUAGAAGACGGUAUUAUGGUCACCAUCAGGGCGCUUUACAGUUCCUGGAGUGGUUGGUCUACAUGGUCCGACUGUCCUCAGUCAUGUCAAAGCGGAAACAGAAGUAGACACAGGUCUUGUGAUGUACACCCGCCUGUUACUGAUGGAAUUUGCAUUGGAAAUGAUACAGAUACAGAGGAAUGCAUCAUUCACGAGUUUUGUACACGUGUGCUGAACUGCACCAUACCUAAGUCCACAGAUGUACAUUUUUCGACACUUUCCGGCGUGGAAUUAAAAGAGGGGACUCAGAUACAGCAUGGUCAAGAAUUUAUAGCGGAGAAGGAAUGUAAGGAUUACUAUGUGGGUUACUACCUCAAUUACGAAGACGCUUAUGAAGAAGUAACUAGUUCUCCAACAAGACUCGUUAAUACGCACGUUAAUUGUACAGAUGGUGUCCUCUCUGAUUAUACCCUGGUUUGUGACGAUGUGGACAAUAACGAUACUGCCGUUACUAAUCCGGAGGGAUGCAUGACUGUACAAAAUGGCAUUGUCACUGAUAACGGCCAAUCAGUUAAAUGCAACGAGGGUUACGUCAAUGCUCAGAGUCUUUUGUACGAGAGAUACAGUUGUUCAUGUGACAGAAACAUCCCUGCAUUGGUGUGCAAUGGAAAGCAAGCCAAGUGCAAUCCAGCUCUUUGUCCUGAUGGAUGUCAAAACGGUGGGACAUGUACCUCCCCAAUCAAGUGUAGCUGUCCGGAAGGAUUCUCUGGCAAUCGUUGCCAAACAGAGGAGGGAUGUCAGGCUCCGAUUGAUAAAGGAAAUAAUGCAAUUUACCGAAAUGGAGCCACAUUCACUGUUACUCAUGACAGCUGCACCGAUGGCAAUGUACCCAGUUUUAAGGGACAGAUAACUUGUGAAAAUGGCCGCUGGUCAGAGCAAAUCAGGUGUUUGAGAGCGCCAUCGUUUAGAAUCCGGGUGAAAACCGCCGAUUAUAGAACACAUAACGGGGCACAGCAAAAUGUUCAUCUUAAGAUUUAUGGAAGCAAAGAUACAGCAGAUUGGACAAAAUUGAAUCAAACAUUUGAACGUGGAAGAAUUACAGACGAAUGGCUGAUUACGCGAAACAUUGGAAAGAUUAAGAGGAUUGUUCUUUCCACUGGAAAAAGCAACUUAUGGAAACCAGAUUAUGUAACCAUUCAUGAUGAAGACACGGACGAUUUAUACGUGUUUCGAUACAACAGGAGAGAAUACAUACACGACAGAACUAUAACUCUUUACCCAGAAGAUUCGAUCGCCGCAUCACUCACUCGACCCGCUACCGAACAAUUCGGAGAAGGGUCCGGUAAUCAACCCGGGAGGAUAUCUGGAUCGGUAAUGAAAGAAGAGGGUGUUAAAUAUAUACAAGCAAAAUAGUAUUUUAUAACCUCUAUUGUUAAUGCCCCCUUGCACCGAUUUGAGAGCCGAGUUCUAUCCCAAAACGUAUUUAAUGAGAACGAUCUUGCUACAUAUAGUGUGUAGGUCGAUGUCGGCUCCGAUCAAGUUUUUUAAUUUCAAUCUUCUUAGUUUGUUCGACAUUUGACCGAAGAGUCAUCAUUUGUUCAAGUUUAUAACCUUCUUAUGGCAUUGAUGUUAACUUUAAAAGUUAAAAAUGUUUAUGAUAUGUAAACAUACUGUGAUGUGCGAGGACGUCUAAAAUAUUUGUCGGAAUACCGCAAAUCGCAUGCUUAUCCAUAAGAAAUGACGGAGCAGUCAAGUUGAUGUUAACAACGUUGUUAACUUUAACAAAGUUGGAAACAUUCGGAACAAUGUUUAACAUUUAUCUCGACAAUUCAGUUAAUAGCCCAAAUUUUAAGUCUCUGUAAACAUUACGCCACAAAACAAUAUCAUGGUCAGUUUUCUCUCUACUUUCUAUGGCUCAUAUUCAUUUCUAAACGAUUUAUUGUCAACAAAUGUAAGCUUUUCACAAAUAAAUUUAGUUCAUUCAGAUUGAAUUAGAAGGUCCUUUUUGAAGCUUAUACACUUCAGAAAUCUGGACGUUUUAAGGAUUUUGCCAGUUGUCAAUUUGAUUUUCAACUACAACGGCUUGACAGAUUGUCGAUAAAUCGAUAUAACAUUUUUAUGUAUUAUUUGUAGGCGAAUAGUUUGUGGUAAUCAUUUUCAAGCCCAUCAAAUAAAAAACGAGUUUAGAAAUUUGUGAGACCAAUAAUCAUUUACGGGAUACGCUUUAUAGUACAAAAUAUUAUAAAGAAAACAUUUUAGAAUUUUACAAAUAUUUCUUCUGACGUUAUAGCAAUGAGUAUGGGUUUUAUAGUUUAUUUGGAUAUCACAUUGGUAAAUAUAGUAUUUCUUGUUAUAUAGUUCAUACCGUAUCAUGUUAAAUUGUUUAGGUGCAACAGCUCUAUGACUUCUUCAGGUGAAUACGUUAUCAAUGAAAGCGUUGAAAACCUUGAAUAGCUGUUUUCGACACGCAUGAUUUUACUUUUUUACAAUUAUGUAAUCACAGGCAUUAAAAUCGAAUAAGUAAUAUUUUGAGAGGCCCCAAACUGUUAUCGAUAAGUGCCUUUCGUAUGUGAUGAUAUUUUAAUUCAAUUAGCUGCUGUCAUAACAGUAAUUGAUUAACAUAUUUGUACUAAAAUAUAUGCACAUUGCUUUAAUCUCGCGUGUUUAUUGCUAGUGUACAGUAAAUUAAUGUAUAAUUCUAUUUAAAAAAUCCCCUUAGGUUCCUCACCUAGAAUUAUUCAAGAUUAUUUGGCUUUCUUCCAAAUGCACAUUAACAUUGCAAUCUUAUGAACGUAUUAAAUAUAGCGGUCUUCCAAUUUGUACUUUUGUAAACCACAUAACACCUAGGUACCAUUUUGUAACCCCGACGCAUUAAUCCCUUUAAAAUUUCAUGUCAAAAUGUAAAUCUCAAGGUACUUGAUUUCGAUUUACGGAAUUCAAGAACUGGGCUGGUAUUCAAUAUAAGUGUUAGUUGGAUCUAAGAACGAUGUAGUGGAUCGGAUAACUUGCUAAUAAUAACUGAUCAAUAUAAUGAAUUAAGCCUUAAAACAACUUUAAUGCUUAUAUUUCUUUCAUCGUAAGAUCAUUUACGCGUCCAUUCGGUCAUUUAGUGCAUGGUGCUGUUUAUUAGUCUACUUCCCUUUAUCGCAAUUUAAGGGUUUGUUAGUAUCAUUAUAUAAAUAUGCACACGUCACGCUUGCUCAUGUUUAAAUAUGUUCAAUGGAGGCUCAACCCCAUAACCCUUUACAUUUCAAGAGAGGUAAUGAGAAAAACUAACACAGUUUUACGCAAAUUACGUAACACAUUUAAAUUCAAAUUGAAAUGCCGAAUUCAGUGAUUCUGUAACAAUGCAUUUAACACGUGCACAACUAAUCCAAUAAAACGUUGAUGAAUUUCCCCUUUUAUAUACAUGUAGUACAGAUUAAGCUUUUCUUUAUUCUUUUCUAAAACAACAUUUUAACAGAUUAUAUUGAGAAAGGACAUACAUUAGGUGUAGUAAGAAAGUGCAAGUAUGGUGUCAUUCACAAUAACAAUUUUCUUCAAUGCCAGGCCUUAUUUCUAAGAACCUUUUGUUUUGGGUUUCAAUAGAAAACACUUAUUUCACAUAAUAUACUAAUCGAUGCACUUAUACAUGCCAUCAUAUAUGUUGAUUUUGGGUACAACACAAUUGUCAAUGAGCAACCCGAUUAAUUUGCAUUGUGUAUCUUGUAGAGAUGAUUACCAUCUCUAUGAUAUCUGAUGUUGUACAUGUUGUGGGUAUUUGAAGGUGAAAGGAAUUUAUCAAAGUCCCAGAUCAAGUGUUGAUUUUGUGUGAACUGUAUGUGUGUUUGUUCUGUCUUUGUCGGUUGACAAUAUUUUCUCAGUGCUAUUGAACUUUGAACAUAGGUAUUUGAGCUACUGGACUUUAUCCUUAUACAUUUUAAUGAUGAAAUAUGUGUACAUAUUACUAUAUAAUUUUGUCCGAUAUGGACAAGUGGUAUUUGACCUUUGGACGACUAUGUAACAUAAGAUUACAUUUCUAAAUAGACAUAGUAUUAUGCUCAUUAGUUAUAUGUUUCUCGCUUGUCACAUUGGAAAAGACAAAUAAAUGACCUGUGCUGAA
Messenger RNA from Mya arenaria, 4829 nucleotides. RefSeq lists its product as uncharacterized. The record is from RefSeq and is a predicted model, not a curated record. The coding region runs from base 71 to 2140 and encodes 689 amino acids. Gene Ontology annotation, molecular function: protein binding. The transcript has 12 exons. NCBI's taxonomy places the organism in Eukaryota, Metazoa, Mollusca, Bivalvia, Myida, Myidae.